This is a messenger RNA of Pogona vitticeps (central bearded dragon), 1865 nucleotides long. The record is from RefSeq and is a predicted model, not a curated record. Lineage: Eukaryota; Metazoa; Chordata; Lepidosauria; Squamata; Agamidae.
UCCGGACGGACCCCAAGCAGGUGUUCUUGUGGGGUCUGCCGGGGACCUGCUUCCCAGGCUGCUGGGAAGUCGGUGCUGAUCACUGGCUGCGACAAAGGUUUUGGCUACGCCUUGGCCCGGCACCUCCACGCCCAGGGGUUCACCGUCUUUGCUGGGUGCCUGCUCAAGGAGCGCGGGGGCGAUGGGGCCAGGCAGCUGGAAGACCUGCGGUCCGAAAGCCUGCAUGUCCUUCAGCUGGACGUGUGCCGUGAGGAGGAGGUGGCCGAGGCCCUCCGGUUUGUGAGGGAGAACCUGAAGGAACCUGAGCAAGGUCUGUGGGGCCUGGUGAACAACGCCGGCGUCGCCUCCUUCGGGGAGGUGGAAUUCACCAGCAUGGAGAAGUUCAAGGCAACGGCUGAAGUGAACCUGUGGGGCACGAUCCGCGUCACCAAGGCCUUCCUGCCCCUCAUCCGCAAGGCCAGAGGUCGCGUGGUCAACCUGGCCAGCAUGUUGGGCCGGAUGGCCAGCCCGCAGCGCUCCUCCUACUGCGUCUCCAAGUUCGGGGUGGAGGCCUUCACGGACUGCUUGAGACAGGAGAUGUACCCCUGGGGGGUCUCGGUGGUGGCCAUCGAGCCCAGCAACUUCAUCGCGGCCACGGGCAUCUUGACCCGGGAGGGCGUGGACUCUGAAGCCGAGCAGAUGUGGCGCGAGGCCAGCGAGACCCUCCGCGCAGACUACGGGGAGGCCCACUUCUUGCAGCGGGUGGAGCAGAUGAGGGCCUUUGUCCGUAGCGGCCUGAGGGACGUCUCCCCCGUGCUUGAUGACAUUACGGAGGCGCUGACCGCCCGACACCCGUGCACCCGCUACAACCCCAUGGAGACCCACUUGUGGAUGCGGCUGCAGGCCGUGACCCACUUGCCCACGGCUCUGUCGGACUGGCUGUAUGUCAAGUAGCCGUCAUGGGCUGAAGGGGGGGCACCCGUCCUGCCAGUCCGCUCUGGUUCCGGGGCUGGGGGUGGGCAGCCUUUCCACCCACCAUCCUCCCUCUCUCUUCAUGUUCAGGGAGCGGUUGCCCUCCGUGCCUAGGAACACUCGCCAGCUAACCGUGGGAUGAAAAGGACCACCGCUCUGUUCUCCCUCUCCUCUCCUCUCCCCUGCCCUGCCUUCCAGGUGCCUGUCUCUGGACCCUCUGCAGACCACAUCUGUCCGUGCAGGAUGAUGGUGGGGAAGGGCUGGGGAGAUGAUCAGCUCCUGCCCCUAAUUAUACCGCAUUCGUAUUAUGAGAGCACCCCCCGCCGCUGAAUCACCUGCCUUUCGGCUCCAUUCCUGCGGGCUGCAGAUCCAAGCAGCGACACCAAUCUCCAUGGUUUUGGAGAUACUGAGAGCAGGAGGAGGAGGAAGAGGAGGAGGAGGCAGUCCUGCAAAGAAGGGAACCUCAACCAGCCAGGGUCCAGGGCCCAGGGCCCAGCGGUGGACAGGGGCCACGUGCCAGGAUGCUCUCCAUGCAGGCCUGAGCCAGGGAACCCAGUCCCCCCACCCCCGCUCGCCUGGAGGGAGGGCUUGUAAAGAAGCAGCCUCUCCUUUCGCUCCAGUUGCCAGGGAGGGGCCCUGCAGGACUCUGUGGAACUUUGUGCUUUGAAAGAACUGGGCAGGUUUAGCCUUGAGAAAAGAAGAGGUUAGGGGAGAUGCCAUAGCCCUCUUCAAAGACUUGAAAGGCUGUCCCACAGAGGAGGGGCAGGAUCUGUUCUCAGUCAUCCCAGAGUGCAGGACCCGCAACAAUCAGCUGGAGCUACAGAAAGCCACAUAUUGAUUGAAUAUCAAGAAAAAAAUAUCUUAACUGUUAGAAUAGUAUGACAACGGAACCCAUGACCUCGGGGGGGGGGCAA